AUGCCCACAACAGUUGUAGCUGAGUCAGACAAAAACAGGAGCCCAGAUCCCAAGACCCCAAUUUGUCUCUUAUAUGGGUAUCAGGAACACAAGAGGAUUCCACAAAAGACAGAGGACAGUGGAACCACGGGACCAGACAAUACAUCUCAAAUAUUUCCAAACUCCUUCUUGAUGAUGGGCAUCCCAGGACUAGAGCACCUGCAUGUCUGGAUUGGGAUUCCCUUCUGCUCCAUGUAUGUGGUGGCAGUGGUUGGGAAUGUGACCAUCCUGGCUGUGGUGAGGGCAGAGCGAAGUCUCCAUGAGCCUAUGUUCCUCUUUCUGUGCAUGCUGUCCAUCACUGACCUGGUCCUCUCCACAUCUACAUUGCCUCGCAUGCUCUGUCUCUUCUGGCUCGGAGCCCAUGGCAUUGCUUUUGAUGUUUGCCUGGCCCAGAUGUUCUUCAUUCACAGCUUUACUGCCAUGGAGUCAGGCUUUUUCCUGGCCAUGGCCAUUGAUUGUUACAUGACCAUCUGUGACACUCUACACCAUGCCUUAAUCCUCACCCAUGGUCACAUUGCCAAAAUGGGAGCUGCUGUGAUCCUCCAGGGAGUGGGCUUCUUUUCUCCACAUCCCAUCCUGCUCAAGCACCUCCCCUACUGCAGGACUCGAAUCAUUGCCCACACCUACUGUGAAUUUAUAGCAGUGGUGAAGCUGGCAUGUGUGGACACGGGAGCCACCAAGCACUACAGCCUCAGCGUAGACUCUGUCAUUGGUUCUUGUGAUGGAUUUUUCAUUGCUUUCUCUUAUGUUCUGAUCCUCCGUACUGUCUUCCAUCUUCUAUCUCAGAAAGCUAGUCAUAAAGCUCUAGACACAUGUGGGUCCCAUGUCUGUGUCAUCGUUGUUUUCUACUCCACAGCUGUCUUUACCUUCCUGACCCAUCCUUUUGGCCACAAUGUGGCCCCCCACAUACAUGUAUUCAUUGCCAAUAUGGGUCUUACAGUACCACCUUUUCUAAACCCCAUUGUCUAUGGUGGUAGGACAAGGAAAAUUCGAGACCAAGUCCUUAGUUUUCUAAGGAUGAAAGUUGCCUGA
This is a messenger RNA of Lepus europaeus (European hare), 1071 nucleotides long. Its product is annotated as olfactory receptor 52M1-like. Gene Ontology annotation, molecular function: olfactory receptor activity. NCBI's taxonomy places the organism in Eukaryota, Metazoa, Chordata, Mammalia, Lagomorpha, Leporidae. The record is from RefSeq and is a predicted model, not a curated record. The transcript has 3 exons. Bases 1 to 1071 code for a protein of 356 amino acids. Gene Ontology annotation, cellular component: membrane. Gene Ontology annotation, biological process: G protein-coupled receptor signaling pathway.